AUGGAUUAUGGAUUGGCAAAGAAUCUACAACUUAACAGCUUGCUGAAAAUCCUGUAUAUUUUCCCAGCAGUGGUUUAUGGUCAGCUUCUCCCUUUGGAAGAUGCAGAAUAUGAUGAGCAAGUGGUCAAAGGGGUACAUAACCUCUCAGUGAGGCUUGCAUGUGGUGACAUAGUACAACCCCUGGUUGUCUUCUGGAGUUUCACCAAACCUGGCUCCCUCAUUCCCAGAGCUGUGGCCAUCAGCAAUGGCCUUGAGUCCAAGGUGGAGAAGGCCUCUGCCAUUCUGGGGGAGAUCAGUUUGAGGAACAGCACCUUAGAGAUUAAGAAACUGCAACAAGCUGCAGAGGGACAUUUCAUGUGCCAAGCGAUGUACGAAGUGGAUGGAGAGAUCAAAGUGGCUUAUUUCUACAUUGAGCUUCUUGUUUUGGUCCCAGUUUCCAAGCCCUUUCUGCAGAUAAACAAUUCAACACCCGUGGAAGGCAUGCCAGUUGUGAUGAUCUGCACAGUGAAAGAAGGGACACCUCCUAUCGCUUAUUCUUGGCAGCGCUACACUAACCGAGAUGGCAUGGUAGUUCUUGCUGAAGCAGGGACACAUCUCUUAAACCUCACCUCAGCAAACCGGACAUACAUGGGUUGGUACACCUGCACAGCCCAAAAUGAGGUCAACAGCCAAACCAGCGAUGGGAUGUACCUUGACGUUAUCUAUGGUCCAGAUGAGCCAGUGAUCAGCAUAGAACCAUUUGCAAUUAACCAACAUGGCUUCUCAGCCAAUGAACAAGAAGAGGUGAUUAUGACAUGCCUGGCUCCUUCCAAUCCUCCCAGCCACUACAUUUGGUUCUACAACAGCUCUCAAGUCUACUCUGGACAGAAGUAUGUGAUAGCCAGAAUUUCACGGACACAAACAGGCAUCUAUACUUGCUUAGCUCAGAAUAUGCACCUGAAUACUCGGACCCAGGCCACUAUUAUCUUGACUGUCUAUUAUCUGCCCAAGGGACAGCUCCACUGCAUGUCGCUGCCUGCCUCCAAUUUCCAAGACCUUGCUCUGCAUUGUUUAUGGCCAGGGGGAUUCCCUUCAGUGCACUUGCGGUGGGUAAAAUCGAGGGCAGAAGAAACCGACACGGGAAGCUUCUCCAGAGCUGUUCAAAUCCAUCAGGGUGCAAAUGUUCUCAAUGGGACUUCCUAUAUCUGCUUGGCUUCCCAUCCAGCACUGAGAAAGGAUGCCGUUUGCAGGAUCACUGUCUGGGUUCCAAAAGGGAGCCUGACCUGCAGUGUGGUAGCCACCAAAUUGAAUGAAUUCCUCAUGUUGACCUGUGACUGGCCAGGUGGAGAACCACAGGUGACCCUCUGGUGGAGAGACUGGAGGCAUCAUGUGCUGGGAAACAUGAGACCAUCGCACCAUGUUUUUGUCAUGAAGCCCAAUGCCACUCUUGGAGGCAAGGCGUUCACCUGCACAGCAGCUCACCCUCUGUGGGCCAGAACUGCUGAGUGCCACGUUCGGCUGGAAACCCCCAGGAUUAUGGUACAGCGGUCCCAGGUUUCGUUGUUUGAAGGCAGCGAGGCCCAGCUGGCCUGCUUCCUCCAAGGUGCCUAUUUGGGCUCUGAAGUCUUUUGGUACAAUAAUAAGAACCAGCCCAUUACAGCAAGCACUAGGAAAUACCACCUGCAGCAGGAAAAUACUUGGUUUAAUUUGACCCUCCAGGACACAGAUUGGAUACGGGAUAGUGGCACCUACCGAUGUGCUGCCAUCAACGCUGUGGGCAAUGCCUCUGCCACCGUCAUCCUCCAGGUAAAAAAAUACCCCAACCCGCCCAAUGUGACCAUCAGCAGACUGAUGUACACUCGCCCCCGUACAGAGGUGGAACUGGAAUGGGAAACUCGAGGCUCAGGAAACCUGACUGGCUUUGUAGUCCAGAGAAGAGAAGCAAAAAAGACCGGCCCAAAGCAGAUGGCCAUCAGCUGGGAAACAGUGGCCAACAACAUUGACCCUGAUGUCCGUGGCCGAAAACUGGGCGGCCUGGAUCCUGCAGUGGUCUAUUUUUUCCGGAUCCUUGCAGUCAACCACCGCACCACUGGGUAUCCCUCUGAAAUGAAGACCCCAGCUGACCCUCCUUUCAAUGCAUAUCCUGUGGUGAUCGGGGCUGCUGUGGCAGGAAUGGUUGUGGCAACAGUCAUCUCUCUCAUAGUUUUCCAAUACAUCCUUCGGAACUGGGAGAAUAAUCCAAGGUUACAUGACCUGCUCUUCAGAAUGGCAGGAGCUGAAACUCGUGAACAAAUCGAGACUCCAGAGGAUGCCGAGAUGCCAACAGGAAUUAGUGAUGCAGCCAAUGAACAAGUUGAAGAAGCGAGUGAGCAGGUUGGAGAGACUUCCACAACAACUGGAGAAGCACCAGCAGAGGCAAUUCAGAAGGAAGCUGCGGUGACCUCAGAGGAUCCAACAAGGGACCAGGAAGAUGUGCCAGCCCCCAGCCCUCCUUCUGAGGAUCCAGUUAACGUUACAAUCACAGUGACAGCCACCCCAUGA
Molecule: messenger RNA, 2520 nt
Organism: Notechis scutatus (mainland tiger snake)
Lineage: Eukaryota; Metazoa; Chordata; Lepidosauria; Squamata; Elapidae
Source: RefSeq, a predicted model, not a curated record